Ziziphus jujuba (common jujube) is the source of this 3414-nucleotide messenger RNA. Its product is annotated as putative disease resistance protein RGA1. Lineage: Eukaryota; Viridiplantae; Streptophyta; Magnoliopsida; Rosales; Rhamnaceae. Gene Ontology annotation, molecular function: ADP binding. The transcript is spliced from 4 exons. The record is from RefSeq and is a predicted model, not a curated record. Gene Ontology annotation, biological process: defense response to fungus. The coding region runs from base 1 to 3414 and encodes 1137 amino acids.
AUGGCAGAAGGAGCUAUAAUCAGUGUUGUGGCCUCCAUCAUCAGACUGCUUGGUACUCCAGCAUUUAAAGAGCUCGGAAACUUUUGGGGUCAUAAAAAGAAGUUUGAGAAGCUUGAGAAAACAAUGAGCUUACUGGAAGCAGUAAUCCAUGAUGCAGAGGCAAAGCAGGUCGAUAGCCAUCAAAUUAAACACUGGCUUCAGAGGCUUGAAGAUGCAGUUUAUGAUGUUGACAACUUGUUGGAAGAAUUUCAGACUGAAGCUUUAAGGCGUCAAGUGAUGUCUGGGAAUGAAGCCACCAAGAAGGUUAGGAAGACACUUAAAGGUAUUAAGGAUGAUAGCAUCUUUGGUAAAUUGAUACAACAAGUCCACCUAGAGCCACAUACUGAGCAUGCCAAUAACAGAGAGACUCACUCUUUUGCACGUGAUGAAGAAGUAAUUGGGAGGGAUGACGAUAAAAAGAAAAUUAUUGAUCUUUUGUUGUGUUCUGAUUCUCGAGAUAAGGAUAAUCCUUCAUUCCUUCCCAUAGUUGGUAUUGGUGGACUAGGAAAAACCACACUUGCUCAGUUUGUUUACAAUGAUAAGAAUGUUGAGAAAUAUUUUCACCUCAGAAUGUGGGUUUGCUUAUCUGGUUCGUUUGAACUGAAAAUAAUUCUUGAGAAAAUGAUUAAAUCGAUAAAGAAAAGAGCUUCUGUAGAACAAGGCCUUGACCUGGAUCAGUUGCAUGGUUCUGUAGAACAAGGCCCAGACGUAGAUCAGCUGCAGGGUUCUGUAAGACAAGGCCUUGACCUAGAUCAGUUGCAAAACUCACUUCGCCAAACGCUAAAUGGAAAAAGAUAUCUUCUUCUAUUAGAUGAUGUAUGGAAUGAAGAUAGAGAAAAAUGGCCUAAAUUAAGAACCUUGCUAAUGGAUGGUUCACGUGGUAGUGCAGUAUUAAUAACCACCCGCAACAUGGACAUUGCCCAAAUGAUGCAGACUAUUAAGCCGUAUGAGUUACAAGGUCUAGACCCAAAUAAGUCUUGGUCUUUGUUUAGGAAAGUGGCAUUCGAGAGAGGACAAGAACCUCAUAACUCAAACAUUGUAAGAACAGGAGAGGAGAUUGUAGAAAUGUGCAAAGGAGUUCCUAUUGCCAUAAGGACGAUCGGAAGCAUAUUGUAUGGCAAUAAUCUAGAGAAAGAGUGGGAAUCCUUUAAGAAUAAUAAACUUGCAAAGUUAUCUCAACACCAAAAUGAUCUUUUACCCACACUCCGAUUAAGUUAUGAUUGUCUUGCCUCUCAUUUGAAGCAUUGUUUUGCUUAUUGUAGAUUGUUUCCAAAAGAUCAUGUCAUUGAUGUACAAAAGCUGAUAAAACUCUGGAUGGCACAAGGUUUUGUUAAGUCCUCUAACCAAAACAAAUGUCUAGAAGAUAUUGGUUAUGGUUAUUUUGUAGAUUUACUUGGGAGAUCUUUUUUUCAAGAGGUUGAGAAAGAUAGGCAUCUUUUGAUAUAUGGAUGUGAGAAAUUGAGUCAUAUGCCUAGUGGACUUGGUGAAUUAACUUCUCUUAUCACUUUAGAUCGUUUUGUCAUAGCAGACAACAAUUCAAAGUCGAAAGAUGCUGCAGGGUUAGCUGAAUUGAGACGCCUAAACAACUUGAGUGGACAAUUAUUCAUUGAGAAGUUGAGCCAUAAUCUGCAGGGCGAUGCAGCAAAAUCAGAGGCUGCAAAUUUAAAGGAGAAAAAACAUCUUCAAUCUCUCUGUUUACGGUGGAGUGAUGAUGAUUCUGAUGACAGUGAUAUUGCACAGCAUGAUGAUGCAGAAGGUAGUGAUAUUGCCCAGCAUGAUGAAAUCUUGCUGGGAGGCCUUCAGCCACAUCCAAACCUAAAAGUAUUCCGAGUGGAGUGGUAUAUGGGUGUAAACUUUGCAAGUUGGCUUUCUUCACUCAGUAAUCUUCAAACUGCAAUUUUGAUGAAAGCAGUUGUAUCAUCUUCAUCAACCCCACCACUAGCCUCUACUUUUUCGGAUUCAAUUUUCAAUUCCUUUGCCCCAACCCCUCUCUCCAGAUUGCAAGCCUUGCAACUUCUAGAAACGGACGCUUUAAAAAUUUUGCCAGAGGAGAUAGUCAACCUCUUAUCCUCGUUGCAGAAUCUCAGUGUUGGAUACUGCCCCAAUUCGACAUCUUUGCAAAGUGGAAUAGGCAACCUCUCAACACUUGGUAGUCUAGAAAUCAGUGAAUGCCCCAAUUUGGUGACACUUCCUCAAGAGAUAUCCAAUCUCUCGUCUCUUAAAAGUCUUCAUAUUGAAAGGUGUUAUAAGUUGGAAUCAAUGCCAGGAGAGAUGCAUCGUCUCAUCUCUUUAAUCAAACUACACAUUUCUCAAUGUCCCAAUUUAGAAUCAUUACCAGAAGGGAUAAGCAAUCUCUCAUCUCUGGUAGUUCUUUCUAAGUUGGUAUCACUGCCUCAAAGGAUGCAUGGUCUCACCGCUUUAAACGCUCUCUCCAUUAUACGAUGUUUCAAUCUAAAAUCAUUGUCAGAAGGAAUAAGCAAUCUCUCAUCACUUAUAUAUCUUACUCUUGGUGGAUGUCGUAAAUUGGCAUCAUUGCCGGAAGGGAUAGGCAAUCUCUCAUCACUUCGAUAUCUAGCUCUGAGUAGAUGUGAUGAGUUGAAAACAUUGCCACAAGUGCUGCAUGGUCUCACCUCUUUAUAUGAAUUAGGUAUUGAACGAUGCUCCAAUUUAGAAUCAUUGUCAGAAGGGAUAGCCAAUCUCUCAUCGCUUACAAAACUCGUUAUUAAAAACUGUCGUAAGUUGGCAUCACUGCCGCAAGGGAUGCAUGGUCUCACCUCUUUAAGAAAGCUAGAUGUUGGAGGAUGUCCGAGUUUGAAAUCAUUGCCAGAAGGGAUAGGCAAUCUCUCAUCACUUGAAUAUCUUUAUCUUUCUGGAACAUCACUCCCACAAUGGCUGCAUGGUCUCACCUCUUUAAAGAAACUAUCCAUUGAUGGAUGUUCCAGUUUAGAAUCAUUGCCAGAAGAGAUAGCCCAACUCUCAACACUUGAAUGGUUUACUCUUUCAAGAUGUGAUAAGUUGGCAACACUCCCACAAGACCUGCAUCGUCUCACCUCUUUAUACUAUCUAUCCAUCCGCGAAUGCCCUCUCCUAUCACAAACAAUCAAAGAAAGUAGACGCGGCCUCAGCUCUAAGCUUGUUCGUAUCCCCAUAGCUUAUCUAGAUAGGAAACGCAUUCAUGCACACUGCUAUCCAACUUGUAUUAUAUGGCUAUCCAACUUGUAUUAUAUGGGUACGUUAAUUUCUAUAUCUUGCUUUCUUUGUUUCUUUUCUUUAUCCUUUGAUUUUGCGGUUAAGUUCAUGGAGAUAAAGCUCACUUCGUCUUUUUUUUUUGGUAGGCAUUUGCAGAUGCUUAACCAGUUGCAUCCAGCUAACUAA